AGGCGUAAAGUGCUUAUCGCUUGGACCAAGAGGAAACAGACAUCAGGUGCACAGCAGAUCUCGCUCAGUACCAACCAGCAGCAUGCCAACACACGCGAAAGAAGCGUUGCUCAUUCUAUCAUCAAUCGCUGUAAUCUCAGUUCUCGCACCAGAAGAGGUAGCAGCUCUGACUGACCAGGACAUCCUAAACGAGAGCGAAAAAUCGAUCCCACCAACCGCAGUGCUUCCCAGAGCUAAGAGGACAGUAGGCUGCUUCGAUACCACGACGUCAAACGGAAACCUUUGUUAUAACGCCCAGUGUCCAUUUUUCUCCAUGGGGGCCUGCAAGGACGGCUUGUGUGUAUGCGCACCGAAAGGAAAGAACAUGGCUGCAAUCAGAGAGGUGUGCUACGACAGCUGCUACGCAAGUUGCACGCAGAGUUGUUCCAUGGACGACUCUAUAAGGGCAAGCCUGAAAUCGCCCUGCGACACUCAGUGCACCAAACUAUGCUAUGACGAUUAGCAAGUGCUGUAAAGGCUACCAACGAAAGCAUGGUUCGAACUGCAAAAUAAACUUUGAGAAGCAUAAAAAAGCCACAGGCACAGAAACGUUUCAUUAUUGUUUUUACUAGACGCGAUAAUGAAAUCCAAAUUUACAGUAUUAAACUAAAGCAGGGACAUACGUUUAGAGCAACAUACGAAAAGCCCCAUGUGAUAUGAUAAAAGAAAAUCAGCCAAGGCUAUCGCAAGGGCUUGCGGAUAUUGUAAAAAGCAAAAUAUGCGAAAACGCGUCAGCAAAAUACAGUGUGCGAAGAAGAAAACUAUACUACCAAAUUUAAACAACAGAAAUGCACUAUUAAUAACACGUGGGCGAAUUUAAGAAACAAACGGUCAUAAUGACACGACCUUUAUUACAGUAUUUUUCUUUAUGCACACAGCAUAACUGAGAAACGUUUCUGAUGUCGUGCCUCUUGCAUUCAAUAACGACCUGCGCAUAUUGCUCUUAGCCAACAAAUGCCUUUUAAUCUCUUCAAUACGCAAAGCAGCAGUGCUGCCGCAAAUAUGUGUUUCUUUUUUUUCAUGAAGUGUAUUGAAAGGCGCCGAUGUUGAUUUUAAUAAAAACGUGCGA
Messenger RNA from Rhipicephalus sanguineus (brown dog tick), 1108 nucleotides. RefSeq lists its product as uncharacterized. The transcript is spliced from 4 exons. The coding region runs from base 83 to 502 and encodes 139 amino acids. NCBI's taxonomy places the organism in Eukaryota, Metazoa, Arthropoda, Arachnida, Ixodida, Ixodidae. The record is from RefSeq and is a predicted model, not a curated record.